This is a messenger RNA of Colletotrichum godetiae, 1998 nucleotides long. Its product is annotated as fungal-specific transcription factor domain-containing protein. The coding region runs from base 470 to 1861 and encodes 463 amino acids. The record is from RefSeq and is a predicted model, not a curated record. The transcript has a single exon. Lineage: Eukaryota; Fungi; Ascomycota; Sordariomycetes; Glomerellales; Glomerellaceae. Gene Ontology annotation, molecular function: zinc ion binding; DNA binding. Gene Ontology annotation, biological process: DNA-templated transcription.
CAUACUAUCGCGCGCUUCACGUAGCCCAGACUCUCUCUCUCUCUCUCUCUCUCUCUCUCUCUCUCUCUCUCUCUCUACGCCAUAUGCUCCAACCAUGGCUUGCAAGGCAUGCCGCGCAAAGAAGAUCAAGUGCGACCGCGUCCGACCCGUUUGCCAAAACUGCAGACAACGUGCCAGCCUCUGUUCUUACGCUGGCGAGCGACGGGUGCGCCGAUGGACAGAAGCCGACGCCGAUAACAGAUGCCCUUCCAUCUCUCAGAAUGAUCAAAGCCCGAGCGUCACCGACAUAGAUCAGCAUUCCGUGCAGAGACUGCCCGAUGCCGACCCCGCUGCACACCAGAAUCAACCAAAACCAUGCUCCCAGCCUGCUGCCGGCUCAUCGCACAUUAUGGCUGACGGGACCGCGCAGAAUGACGCUGGAUUAGAUCGUCUUGGCUAGAAUCCCGCCGUUCCGUCAGGCUGGCAAGCCAUGGAUGCGAAUUCAAUGGCUAUUCUCUUCGCUGAGAUGGCCCGCAACAGUGAGGUCAUCCUCCAGACUCCCGCCGGUUCCACCUCAACUAAAGGUGAAAGUCUGCUUGACAAGAUCCUAGACGGCGAUGAGGACUUGAACAGCCUCAAAGAGGCCAGUCCGGCCCCGUGGGGCCGAAGCAACGACGGUGAUGAGUAUACCGGCCCCUCCUCCGGCAUCUCCACCGUUUCCGACCUCGGUCUCAACUGGAUACGAGAGAAAGUCCCCGACUCGGACCGUCUCUGCGAGACCAUUCAAGAUAUACGGAAUGGUAUCUUGAGUCACAUUCGCCAACCAAAGUGUAUCACCCAAGACUUGCCACUCGCUCUAUUGACGCCUCAUCGGAUUUUCGACCUUGCCCAGCCGCAGCUACUAGAGUAUGUCGAUGCCUAUUUCACGCAGGUCCAGGUGGUCUUCCCCAUCUUAGACCGAGAUUCAUUUCAUUCUCAGCUGGCUGAAAUGGGAGAUGGUACCGGUUCUGUUCAAAAGCCGUCUUGGAUGGCAUUGUUGAACGUCGUCGUGGCCUCUGGACUUCGAGCUUUACUUUCUGACGAAACAUCUGAGGCUUUUCGAACAUCCGGAUCUGAAGCGUGGGGAUACUUCCGGUCAGCUCUGUCGUACGAGUCUCAAAUUGUACACGGUGCCACCGAACUAUGGUCUGUGCAAGCAGUAGCCUUGAUGGCCGUUUUCGCGCAAGGGCUGUCAAGUCCCCAGAGGCUGGAAUAUACACUUUCCUCGGUGGCUUCACAGCUAGCACAAAGUAUUAGACUCAACUGCACCCCACCCCCCGAGUGGAACCUUUCUGAGGUUGAGAAGAAGGAGCGGAAUCGCGUCUUCUGGGCAGUCUAUUGUCUGGACAAGUCAAUCGCCUUACGCUGCGGCCGACCUGCAGUUCUCUGCGACGAAGAAAUUAGCUGUCGCUUCCCGCAAGGAAUCAACUUGGUCCAUUCGAGUUCAGGAGAUACCGACACCGAGAUAGGCGAAAAAACGUUGGAGGUUGACUUCUUUCGAUACUUUGCAAAGCUUGCGCGCAUCGGCGGGGACAUAUCCCGGUCCUUGUAUUCUGCGAGCGCUCUCUUUAUGUCAAUAUCUCGGCUAGUUCCAACUUUGGAUCGAUUGCUUCAAGAUUUGGAGGGAUGGCUGGAGUCUAUUCCAGCCAAAGUCCGUCCCGGUAGACCACUAAGCAAAGUCCUUGGGAGACAGGGACUCUCACGAGUACAGACCAUUGUUCUGCAUUCAUCCUAUUACUACGCGCUGUGCUCCAUCUUUCGAGGAGGAUCACCCAUGUUCAAUCAAGGUAACCGGAAUAUAGUACACCUUAUUGAUAGGAGGUCUCAUAUAUCACACAUAUAGGCUGCAAGAUCGAUUGUCUUACUCACUAAGCACCUCGAUAUCGAGAGCUUCACUCCCGCAUGAUAUGUCCCACCCUCCUCUUAUCGCCUCUUUUCAUAUGUCAAACAGCACAGCGAGCCCUUCACAGCCUCUGUCAC